Messenger RNA from Prorocentrum cordatum, 2965 nucleotides. Lineage: Eukaryota; Dinophyceae; Prorocentrales; Prorocentraceae. The record is from the annotation of a GenBank genome assembly.
AUGCCCGAGCUGGUCACGCGCACGGGCUUCGCCCCAGGCGCCAAGCCCGUCCAGCGCCGCAAGAAGAAGGCUCGGGGUGUUGACGGUGAUGCUCUCUCCCCUGGUGCUGGCGACACCUCUGGAUACUCCGUCCAAAGAGAAGUUCCUCAUGGCGGCGCCUUCCCUCGUGCCCCUGGUGCUGCUGCUCCUCCUGUACCCGUUCCCAUUCACAGUGAAUCUGGCGGGCGUGAAGAAGAUUGGCGUGAUGAUGGCGACUGGGAUGACGAGUACAUUGUGCGCAUCGCCGAGAAGCUCAUCGCGGACAAGAUAGUUCCCUACCGCGACGCACUCGUGGGCGAGCUCGUCGCGGUCGUCUCCUCCGCCGUCGUUCAGCAGGUCCAGGACUUCGGCGCGCAACUGGCCGCUCAUUCUGCUUCUGCUGCUAAGCUUGCUGAAGGUGUCAAACACAUUUUCAGUGUGUGUUCCAACGCACCCUCGCAGUUCUGUCGUGGCAAGUUGGGCACCUUCGCGAGGCGCUUCCAGGAGCAGAUUGAUGGACAGACCGUCAAGCUGCGAGCCCUCGACGCUAAGGUCUCCGAGAAGGACGCCUCCAUCAACGCGAUGUGCUUGAAGCGCGACGUCGGCUCUACUGUCGUUCGGGUGGUGUCGGCGAAGCUCGCCAACUUCGAUGCUGUCAAGCAGGUGCUGUCCGACUGGAUCGUCCUUAUCGGGUUGCAGGCCGACUGCUUCGACACCGUGUCCCCCGUCCAGGUCAGCAAACACUUCGCGAUUCAGUUCGCGGGUGCUGCCGCUCCUGCCGCCCGUCGUGCGGCCCAAGUCUUCGGCGCUCAGCGUCUGGCCCCAGGGCAGUGGCGACGCCUUCGUCUAAUCAAGAGGGAGAUCCAGGGCCGCAAGCUCAGGGGUGCCUUCCGCGACGUCGACGACAGCAAGAGGUGGUUCUUCGAUCGCGACCGCGGCUGCCUCAUGGUCGGGUGGGAUCCUGUCCUCCGCGCUUCCCCGCAGCCUGGCAACAUCGCGACCGAUCUAUCCUGGGCCGACAAUGUUAUCGUCAAUCUGGGCCUUGACAAAGCUGCGCUCAUCGCCGCGGCCAAGGCCAUCGUCGCCCCCCCAGAGACGACCGAGUGGCCAGAUGGGCUUCGCGCCUGCGCCAGCUACUGCGUGGGAUCUGCGGUCAAGGGUGGCGUGGCGAUUAUUCCUCCCGCGGGGUGUUCGGCUGUCGCUCAGCCUGCUGCUUUCGUCCCCGCGCGCGUGCAACGAGCGGCCCUUCGCUUGGGCGGGGCGAUUUUGAUUCGCUGCGACGUGCGCGACCGCGACCUCGCUCACAAGCAGUUGCGGCGGAUCUUCGCUGCGAUGGAGUCGGACUUUGCAGCUGCUCAGCGCGACCCAAUUCGCAUGCUCGUGAUGGUGCGCUGUGACUUCAAUUUUUCUUAUCGGGCCUCCUAUUUCUUCGCCUACCUUGUCGGCCUCUCGCGGAAGGCAAAGCGCAGCGCUCGCGUGCGUCGCGCUGGCUGCGCGCUCUUCGCCGCUUCGCGCACGUCGGAGCGCGGGGUUAUUGCCGACGAGCUCAUCAGCGACCGCUCGGCGCGCCGGGCGAAGUCCGCGCAGCGGCGUCUCAGGCCUCGUUGUGCUCAGGGGAUCCCUCGGCGCAUCUUCGAGUCGUCUUACUUUCAGGAGCUGCUGCGCAACGUCUCCUCCCAGCUCGACUACGCGUCGCCGUCGCCGCCUAGGCAGGUGGAGCUUCGCAAGUGGGUGGUGCUGGAGGCCUCUUCGGAUGCCUCUGAUAUCGCGACCGAUGAAGCCGUUAAGACUGGAGGGCUCAUGGGGCACGGGGCUCUUGUUUUCUCCAUCGCCCCCAUCGACGAGGACAUCGCUCAGGCCUGCAUCUCGCAGCGCGUUCCCCAACUCGACGUCGCCGAGGCGGGCCUCGCGGUGCUCUCGGGGGCGCUGAUGUGGAUCAUGCGCGGUGGGGCCCUCUUCAACAGCUCCAACAUUACCUGGCAGGUGUGGCUCGCCGAGGGGGGUGCGGCCGAGGGCUCUCUUUCGGUUGGGUGCGGUCGCGCUGCUGGCCCCGUUCGUGUCUUGGGGCUGCGGGGCGCCGACGUCGAGCUGAUCGGCGCGACGCUCGACUUGCCGCUGGGCAAGCUCUUCGGCGUCGACGCCCUCGAGCUCGACGCGGCCUCGCGCGUCUGCUCGAACCUUCCAUCGGCUAGCCGAGACAUGCCUGCGCUUGUGGCUCUGUGCUUUGGCGCGGCCUUCUCGCGCCUCUCCCUGGAGUUCGCGCGCGUGGUGUUCGCGCAGAUGGGCGCGCCCUUCGCCUUCAUCUCCGUGCUGGACCAGCUGUGCCCCGUCCUGGAGGCCGUCGUCAUGCCCAGUGGCUUCCCCGCGCGUGCCUGGUGGGUCUCGUCAGGCAUCGUUCAGCGCUGCUCGCUCAGCGGGUCCACCUAUGCAGCUGUCGCGGCCUGCUUCCUCUUCGUCCCGCAGAACCGCCUGGGGGCGCCCCGUCAUGGUCUUGCGAGGGCUUGCGCCGACGACAUUGGCUGCGUCGUUCGCUCCCUCCGCUCCCUCUGCGUUCUGGCGGAUGUCGCGCUGAUUGCGGCUGCCGUCGUGGCGCUCUCCCUCAAGCUCGGCAAUUCAAGCUUGCGCUCCCCUCUGCGCCGAGUGGUCAGCACCCUGGUCCACCUCGGCCUCGUCCCUGGUCCUGCUGCGGGCGGCGGAUCUUGCCGGCGCGCCCCCGGCAUGAAGGUCAAGGUGCGCUCCAAGAGGGUUGGCAGCAACGCUCUGGCCGUCUCGCGGCUAGCUAACAACUGCGCCAUGAGGGCCACCCACGUGCUCUCGUACGUGGCCCAGUACCGCAUGAUGCCGCGGUGGCUCCUGCGAGAAGAGCUCGUCGCCCUCUCUCGCUCCCUCAGGGCCCCCCUCGGCGUCUUCAACGUGGCCGCCUGGCUGCAGUUGCGUGCUGCGGGCG